AUGCGGCUAUUCCCAUCGCAAACACUGAACAUAGAAUACUAUAUGAAUGACAAAAUGAACAACACCAACCUCAAAAUCAGAACUAAACUUUAUUUUGAUUUGCUCCAGGAGAUAUGCGUUACGAGAACCUGUCUGUCUGUGGAACUUCGGCAAAAACUACAAGAUAUCCCGCUGACGAAACGCAAGGAACUUGUGGAGAAAAAGUUUACCGGCUGUACGCCCCUAUCCCUUGCGUGUGCAUAUGGUAAGGUCGAGGUAGUCGAAUAUCUAUUGAAGGUGUGCGAUGCUGACGUUGAGCGGAAAGGUGCCUAUGAUUGGACCCGAUUGCGGCAAAACGAGAACGAGGACGGGCGUGAUCAUCCCACGGGAGACAACUUCACCCCACUGUGUUGCGCGUGUUCAUCCGGGAAGCUUCCGGUCGUCAAAUGUCUCAUUCGAUAUGGCGCCGAUGUGAAUAUUCCUUCCGCUAGCGGUUCGAUGCCGCUGCAAAUUGCAUGCGCUACGUUGAACAUCGAUGUUGUUCAAUUUUUGGUGCAACACGGAGCGGACGUUCGGAAGGCGAACUACGACGGCAGAACUUGUCUCUUCGAUUCGGUUCUAUCGGUCGACCUGUGCCGUUAUCUGCUCAGCGAAGGUGCAGACGUGAAUGCGCGCGAUGUUUACGGCAGAACUGCUCUACACUGGGCAUGUCAGUACAAUAGUCUCAGAACGACGGAGCUGCUGCUGGAUCAUGGCGCCGAUCCGUUGGCAAAAAACCGUUACGGAGAUGACGCUCUACAGCUAGCGUGUAUCGAAGGAUCUAUCGAUGUAGCAGAUUAUCUCAUGGGACGUAUCGAUUACUCACCAGAAAGAUUAGCAGAUGCUAACGAGCUGCUAGGAGCUACAUCAAUUGAAAUGCAAAGGAGAAUCCAACGUUGGCGAAAGGCUCUUUACAUUCGACUCAGUCAACGCGUAUAUGUUGAAAAGCGACCAGUGAUUGCACCACGAUCUGCCUUCCAUAAUGCUGUUGAGUAUUCUACCAGUGACGAGCUGGAUGCUAUCGCUGUGGAUAGCGAUGCAUUACAUAUUCAGAGUUUGUUGAUUUCCGAGAGAAUAUUAGGAAUCAAUCACGAGAAUACCUUGUGCUUAAUCAUGAUCCGAGGUUAUUUGUACCAGCAAACGUUACACUUUCCAAGGUGUAUUGAUUUGUGGCUGCUAGCGCUAAAGGUAAGAAUUCAAAAGCAUUCCCUAUUGCACUACGAAACAAGUCGUACUGCACGGGCAAUUGUUGGAUUUAUGCUAGAUUUGUUGGAGACAGAUGAUCCAUUUUCACCACGGUUUGCGGAUGUUCAUGUGUUGGGGCAACUUCUGACCUCAAACGCCUCUGAAGUACGCCAGCAGCUCAGUGUUCAACCAUCCCAUUGGAAACAACAGCUAAACUACGAUCGAAUAGUCGAAUGUGUAACACAUUUGAUAUAUCUUCUGCUUCACACUGCAAAAAGUAAGGAUCAACAAACAUUGGUUAAACAAUCGGUUCGGAAGAUACUUCAAUAUAACAUGCGGCGCGCAUCAACCGGCGAAACCCUGUUGCAUUUAUCCAUUUCCAAAACGAUUGCUAUCAAAAGCGAAUACGGAACGCGUGAAAGUAAUGCUAGGCGGAUUUUCCCUGACUUAAGCGUGAUAAAAUUGCUGCUGGAAUGUGGUGCGCCUAUCAAUGCGCAUGACGACCUUAAAACCACUCCACUUCUGGCCGCUUCCUGGCCGUGGAACUAUGACCGAGAAGUGGUUCGUUUUUUGGUCGCACAGGGGGCCCACCUGGACAUGCCAAACCUGCAAGGCGACCGGCCGUCUAAAAUACUGGCGAUGAACCCGGAGAACGAUAUCUCCUUGGGGAACCACAUCUCGUUGAAGUGUCUCAGCUCGAAUGCGAUCGCCAGGUUUGGCAUUCCCUAUCACGACAAAAUUCCCCGAACACUGGAGGACUUUGUGCGGGCGCAUGCUCCUGCCAAUCGAUAA
Molecule: messenger RNA, 1995 nt
Organism: Toxorhynchites rutilus septentrionalis
Lineage: Eukaryota; Metazoa; Arthropoda; Insecta; Diptera; Culicidae
Product: protein fem-1 homolog C-like
Exons: 1
Coding region: 1-1995 (664 amino acids)
Molecular function (GO): protein binding
Source: RefSeq, a predicted model, not a curated record